UGAUAUUCAUAGGACACUGUCCUUCGCCAUAUUGUUUAGAUACUAUUAAAUCACGGAAUGUUACUGAUCGUGCACAUGUUUGCACGUUUGUUUAUGUUUAUUAUUAUAUAUCUAGAUUGGGCGAUAUGAAAAAUGUGACUGUCUUGCAGACUGCGAUUGUACAGACUAACUUCACAAUGUUAUAAGAUUUAUUUCUGCAUGUAUAUUUCUGCAUGAAUUUUGUACAGAGACUCCUGCCCCUUAGGCAUGUAGUACAAACCAUAUCUUGUUUCUGGAGAGCAGCAAUUUAAUUGGGCAUGUUCACGGUUUCAGUUUCAUUUUUCUGUAAACUGCAGCAACAUUUUUCUAGAGCAAGGUCAUCGUUAAAGAUUACUAAGUAUGUGUUUGGUUCCCAUGAAGCUAGUACAAUGUAAUGUUGUAUUAUGAGAGUGUCGUUCUAUAUUUUAGUUUUCAAAAAAGUACUCUUUAUGAAUUUUUACUGAGGCGUACGGUAUAGGUAAGUUCGGCCUAAGUGUAGGCCUAUAUGUAUACCUGAUUUUAUGCGUUUAUUUGUCCGUUUGCUUGCUAAUUGUACAUAUGCAACAAAUGUAGAACAUUAGUCAGUUUAAUGUUCCGGUAAGAUCCAAUAACGAGCUUCUCAUUGUCGUCAUUGACAUAACGAAAAUGCAAUGAAUUUUCGCAUUGAGGAAGUGAAUCAUUCCAACAGUUAAUCUUUUUUUUUUUUUUUUUUAAACUUUCCUAUAUCGCAAUAACGUUUUGCUCAGAUACUACUUGUUAUCUAAUGCCUAUCUAGUGCCUUAAUAUGUCAUUUUAUCAGCGCCCACACAUCCCCUGGUGAAUAGAUGCCAUAUAAUACGAAGUAAUUCUUGUCUGUUGUUGUAGGGUGAGAUCUAGAAUGUAAUUCACUACACCAGGUGCUCUUUGCUGUGGCACAGGGUGUGAAAUUAGUUCAUCACUCUGUGGCUUCACCUUGCCUUUUGCAAGUUUUUUUUUCGGGUUUGUACUGAAGUACAUGGUCUUCAACCCAAACAAAAAUCAAUUCACUCAUGGAAUCCUGCAGUUUAUUUUAUUUUUGAGAUAUUAAAAUGAUCAAAUAUUUGCUAAAAUAAUUUAGCAACUUAGUUUUGCACAAAAAGUAGUAACAGGGAUUUCAUGACAUUAUAACAUUUACAGAACUUUGCAGUAAUUGCAUUGGUAGCUCUAUUAUUUAAAACUGGAAACAAGUAAAUAUGAACAUAUUUAAUUAUAACGUAUAAACCACACUAUAGAGUUCUUUCAUUUCUUCUGCUUAGUGAUAAAUACUGAGUGCAAUGCUGACUAUAAUUUGUGCAUUGUUGUGGUCUGUCUGUGCACAGAAGAUGCAUAGGUUUUCUUCCUCACCUGUUUAAGCUGAAACAUUUUAGUUUAAUAUGCUUUCUUGAACAUUAUUGUUAUUGAAAACGUUUAGAAAAUUGUUGGAAAACAACAGGGUCUGUUGACACUUAGGAUCCAGGACAAGAAUAAACAUUGAUUUGAGUGUGGGGACAACCGCAGUUUCACAUGCUUGAGCUGGAAGAGAGACCAGUGUCAGGAAGCUGAGUUCACUUUGAUGAUUUUACAACUCUGUCUGCAUCACUCGGUGACAGACACUAUGGAAAGUCACAAAGGCUGGUGUACGUUAUAGGAUGGUUGCACGCAAUAACCUAGAAGGCAACUCGGUGACAACAGAAAGCAGAGCAAGUACCGAACAUCCCCAUCAGAACAGACAGAACCAGCGUACACCCCCCAGCCAGGAGAACGGGACCUGGUUCCGAUGCUUCAGAAACGACGAAUACAAAAUCAUCACUAUGACAAUCACCAUGCUAGAGAGAAGUGGUUUCUACUGGGCUAAGAUGGAAAUGGAAGAGGCCCAUAGGAGACUGAAGCAGGAGCCGCUGGGAACAUUCCUGAUCCGGGACAGUAAGCAAAAGGAUACCUUGUUCACACUCAGCUAUCUGCAUCCGACGGGACCAACGAGUGUUCGGAUUAAAUUCCAUGAAUCGCGUUUCAGCCUGACUGGGAGUCACAAGUCCUUUGUUUCUCUAUUCAAACUGUUGGAACAUUACAUUGCAUCACCGAAGAAGUAUCUUAUCAGGCCGUAUCGGAAAACCAGAGUGCAACCACUCCAAGAACUUUGCCGGAAGAGGAUCAUCGAAACUUGUGGUGACGAGAAGAUAGAUCUCAUCCCUGUAAAUGCAGUCCUAAAGGAAUACUUGAACUCUUUUCCUUAUCGGAUUUAAAGACAUAUCUAAACGCAUUAAAGCUGUUGAUUUGAGAUAUGGAAAACACUGAAAAUUAAUUUGUUGUUGUAGUAUAAUAUUCUAACUAAUUAUUUUUGUAGCCAAGUAAAAUAAAACAUUAUUUGUAUACUUGAACACUGCCAAUAGCUUAGAAUGUUUACACUAUGUACUGUACGGGCAUGCGCUCUGGUUGAAAUUUAUCUGCUAUGCAGAGUCUGUGAAACAUUACACACAAUAAAUUGUGUUGAAGCAUCAAAA
Paramormyrops kingsleyae is the source of this 2516-nucleotide messenger RNA. It is a transcript of the gene socs1b, whose product is annotated as suppressor of cytokine signaling 1b. Gene Ontology annotation, biological process: intracellular signal transduction; phosphatidylinositol phosphate biosynthetic process. Gene Ontology annotation, cellular component: phosphatidylinositol 3-kinase complex. The record is from RefSeq and is a predicted model, not a curated record. Gene Ontology annotation, molecular function: 1-phosphatidylinositol-3-kinase regulator activity. NCBI's taxonomy places the organism in Eukaryota, Metazoa, Chordata, Actinopteri, Osteoglossiformes, Mormyridae.